AUGGCAAUAGUAGAAGAACUGUAUUUACCAGAAGAGUGUUGGGAAUGUAUAUUCAAAAUAUCCCUCCAAAAAUACGGCGACCAUAGCUUAAACUCUCUAUCUGUCGUCUCGAAACAGUUUCUCUCUAUAACCGACCGUCUUAAAUUCUCUCUCACAAUCUCUAACCAAACCCUUCCUUCCCUUCCUCGCCUCCUUCAAAGAUUCACCAACCUCACUUCCCUUGACCUGUCGCACUUCAGGGUCAACUGUGACGUGAUUCUCACGCAAUUAUCUUGUUUUCCCUUACAAAUCAAAUCACUUAAUCUCUCUUACCGCGGGACCAUUCCUUCAAAUGGGUUGCAAAUUUUCUCUCAAAAGAUUACAACUUUGACCUCUCUCAUUUGUUCCAACAUUGGUUUUUUCUAUAUAUCUGACCUGUAUCUCAUUGCUAACAGUUUUCCUUUACUUGAAGAACUUGACUUAAGUUUACCUAAAAUUGAAGUUAUUAAAUCUUAUGAUUAUUUUGAUAUAAAUUCUAUUACAUUAGCACUCCCUAAACUCCGCAAGGUUAAUCUCUCUGGUUGUUAUUAUAUUACCAACUCAUCACUUUUUCAUCUCUGCAAAAACUGUAAGUUUCUUGAAGAGGUUGUGAUGUUUGAUUGCAAAAAUUUAACUGGUAUUGGCAUUGCUUCUGCUAUCCGUGAGAGACCAAAUUUGAGAUCUUUCUCCAUUACUUUAUCAGAAGCGAUCAUUAGUAUGGAAUUGAUUGAUUCUCUACGGAGUUUGAAGCAUUUGAGUUGUCUUGAUUGGUCGUUUUCGUAUAUCUCAGAUCAAUUACUCUUGUAUCUUGCAGAUAAAGGUCUAAAUUUGAGGAGACUUGUGCUCAGAGGUUGUAGCGGCUAUAGUUAUCUACUUGACUUGAGUCAUUGUAGAUGCAUAUCUGAAGGCAUAGUUGAAGUUUUAAGAUGUUGUGAAAUUAUACAUUUGAAUUUAAGUUAUUGUAAAAAAGUGAACCUAAGUGGGAUGAACUUCCAAGUUCCUAAAUUGGAGGUGUUGAACUUGUCAUUUACAAGAAUAGAUGAUAAAACACUCAAUGCGAUCUCAAAGAGUUGCUCAGGGCUACUACAAUUGGAAUUGGAAAGAUGUUAUAAUAUCACAGGGAAGGGAGUGAAGCAAGUGGUAGAAAAGUGCACACGACUGAAAGAGAUAAAUUUGCUGCAUUGUCGCAAAGUGUCUGCUGAUGUUGAUUUUUGGACGGCGAUGGUAUUGUUGAGGCCUUCAUUGAGAAAGAUUAUACCUCCCUCUGAUUUUCGACCUAGUAACAGCAAGCGGAAACCCUUAUUUGGUCGUGGAUGCUUUCGUUGUUAG
Trifolium pratense (red clover) is the source of this 1347-nucleotide messenger RNA. RefSeq names its product F-box/LRR-repeat protein 3-like. Lineage: Eukaryota; Viridiplantae; Streptophyta; Magnoliopsida; Fabales; Fabaceae. The record is from RefSeq and is a predicted model, not a curated record. Gene Ontology annotation, biological process: SCF-dependent proteasomal ubiquitin-dependent protein catabolic process. The transcript is spliced from 2 exons. Gene Ontology annotation, cellular component: SCF ubiquitin ligase complex. The coding region runs from base 1 to 1347 and encodes 448 amino acids.